GCGCAGGCGCAGGGUUGGCCCGAGGUGGGGCGUGGCUGGCGGCUGCGCGGGGACAACCGCCAGGCCCGCGCAGAGCGGGGCCGCGAGUUUGUGAGGUGACCUCGCCCCGACCCAGCGGCUCCGGUCUCCCGCGAUGUCGAGACCAGAGCCGGGCAGCUCGCCUCUCUGAGCUGGUCCCAGCGCGGACGGCACGGAGGGAGGCCAUGGCGGAGUCCUCCGAGCCCGGGCUGCGGGCGUCAGCCGGCGGCGGGAGCUUGGAGGAGGAGGACGACGAGGAGCGGGAGCCGCUGCUGCCGCGGUUCGCCUGGGCCCAGACGCCUAAGGGCGCCCCCGGGAGCGCCGUCAGGCUCGUGGAGGCUGCCGGCGAGGAGGGCGCGGCCUCCCCUCGGGAGGCCGGAGACGCGGAACUGCUGCUCCCGUCCCGGGACGCGCCCAGCCGCUCCUCCUGGGGCGUGGGGGUCCUCCGGGGCUCGCCCACCCACCCGAACCGGAAACCGCCCCUGGGUGCAGCAUUGAAUACAUUCCUGGAUGAUCCUGAAUUUGCUGAUGUUAUAUUGAAAGCAGAGCAAGCAAUAGAAUUUGGAGUUUUUCCAGAAAGAAUCUCUCAAGGUUCAAGUGGAAGUUACUUUGUGAAGGAUCCUAAGAGGAAAAUUAUUGGUGUAUUUAAACCCAAAUCAGAAGAGCCUUAUGGUCAACUGAAUCCAAAAUGGACCAAAUAUGUUCAUAAGGUCUGCUGCCCUUGCUGCUUCGGUAGAGGCUGCCUGCUUCCUAAUCAGGGAUACCUUUCUGAAGCUGGUGCCUCCCUUGUGGAUGAAAAGCUGCAUCUGAAUAUUGUACCUAAAACAAAGGUGGUUUGGCUUGUCAGUGAGACAUUUAACUACAGCGCAAUUGACCGUGCAAAAUCUAGAGGCAAAAAGUAUGCUUUAGAGAAAGUGCCAAAAGUAGGUAGAAAAUUCCAUCGGAUAGGACUCCCCCCUAAGAUUGGUUCCUUUCAGUUAUUUGUUGAAGGUUACAAGGAGGCUGAAUAUUGGCUUAGGAAAUUUGAAGCUGACCCUUUGCCCGAGAAUAUUAGAAAACAAUUUCAGUCACAGUUUGAAAGAUUAGUUAUUUUGGAUUACAUCAUCAGAAAUACAGACAGGGGAAAUGACAAUUGGUUAAUCAAAUACGAAAAGCAACAGGGAAAGGAAGUUAAGGAAACGAAAUGGAUUGAUGAUAAAGAAUCACUUAUUAAAAUAGCUGCAAUUGAUAAUGGUCUGGCAUUUCCUUUUAAGCAUCCUGAUGAGUGGAGAGCAUAUCCAUUUCACUGGGCUUGGCUUCCUCAAGCAAAAGUUCCUUUUUCUGAAGAAAUAAGAAACUUGAUUCUACCAUAUAUUUCCGACAUGAACUUUGUGCAAGAUUUAUGUGAAGAUCUUCAUGAACUUUUUAAGACUGACAGAAGAUUUAACAAAGCUACUUUUGAAAGUCAGAUGUCUGUUAUGAGGGGUCAGAUCUUAAAUCUUACUCAGGCAUUGAAAGAUGGGAAGAGUCCUGUCCAGAUGGUACAAAUGCCUUGUGUGAUUGUGGAACGCAGUCAAGGUAGAAAUCAGGGCCGCAUUGUCCACCUCAGCAGUUCAUUCACCCAGACCGUCCACUGCAGGAAGCCAUUUUUCUCUUCCUGGUAGCAGAUGAUUUUGUAGCACCGUGAACUCCUGGAUGAUGUAACUUGAGACGAGCCCAGUAUGAAGAUGUGAUUCUGAAGAACCAGAAGCUUCAUCCUCUUCUUCGGGCCCCAAACAAGGAACACCACCACUCAAACUAAACUGGCAGUUUGUGCUCUGGGCCUUUUUUUUUUUAGCUUUCUGUCUUGUGAUUUUCUUUUUUUUUUUACUUAAGUAUUUUCAUGUAAAAGGUGUUUCCUGAGGGUUCGAUUAGGACGGAACACAGAUGUGCAGACCCGCCCUUCCCUCACCUCCCUGUCGUGGGCUCCAUGGGUGUGGCAAGUGAGAACACCGCUGCCUUAAGGAAAGUUCACUGGACACCUGUGUUCUCCUACCUCCAACCCCGGCCUUCCGUGAUCGUAACGCUGAGAUCAUGGGAAAUUGACUGGAAAUUCAAAACUCAACUACUAUCUUGAGAUAAAUACUAGUAAUUCAAAUGUGCCUUUUGAAGAUGUGUUCUUAAAUAAGUUGUUAUGAUGUGGGUACUGCUUUCAUAAAACGGUUUUUUCAGUAUUUUGAGAAUUGCUAUAUUAAUUUUUAUAAUGGGAAAACUUAGUAAAUUCCUACGUUUUAUAUCCUGAAUUUGUUAAAAUAGUGUGCAGAUAUUUUUAAAUGGCCGGACCAGGCUAGAAGAGUAAAGCUGAAAUAUUUAAGAUGUGAUCAUAAGUCAGAAUACAUUGGUUAUAUUUUGUAAAUUUUCAUGAACUUGACUCUUAUUUAAAUAUUGUGUUAAUUUUUGAAUGAGUAUAUUUAUAGUGUCAAGCUUGGUAGACUAAAGGUAAUAAAAAUCAUUGUCUUAAGGUCACUGUUCUUCUGAAGUAUGUAUAUUGGAUAUUUAGAAUGUUUGUGAACACAUUUAUGUUUAUAAGCGAUGCUAAACCAACAUCCCCCUUGUGUAUUAGUGGUAUAGUUUAAUUCUUUAAAAUUCCAAAAGCCAUGUGUAACUGGAACCUUUAUAAUUGGAGACGAUUUAAUUUUGUUUAAUUAUAUACUUUCUUAUUCUCCCCCAAAUUUGCCAGCAAUGGAGGCUGUGGAAAACCAGCGGAAGGUUUUUUGCAGACGUAAAAACAAUCAGAAUCACAAAGGUUUUUUUUAUUUAUAGUUUUGUACUGAUGGAAUUAAAACCUUAUUAAAAACA
Acinonyx jubatus (cheetah) is the source of this 2835-nucleotide messenger RNA. It is a transcript of the gene PI4K2B, whose product is annotated as phosphatidylinositol 4-kinase type 2 beta. Bases 204 to 1661 code for a protein of 485 amino acids. The record is from RefSeq and is a predicted model, not a curated record. Gene Ontology annotation, molecular function: 1-phosphatidylinositol 4-kinase activity. The transcript is spliced from 11 exons. NCBI's taxonomy places the organism in Eukaryota, Metazoa, Chordata, Mammalia, Carnivora, Felidae. Gene Ontology annotation, biological process: Golgi organization; endosome organization; phosphatidylinositol phosphate biosynthetic process. Gene Ontology annotation, cellular component: trans-Golgi network; lysosomal membrane; endosome.